Messenger RNA from Angiostrongylus costaricensis, 1509 nucleotides. The record is from the annotation of a GenBank genome assembly. NCBI's taxonomy places the organism in Eukaryota, Metazoa, Nematoda, Chromadorea, Rhabditida, Metastrongylidae.
AUGGCCCCGUAUUCCGUGUUGGUGACCGGAGCAAAUCGUGGCAUUGGUCUGGGACUUGUGAAGGAAUUCCUCAAGAACAAGGAAAUUCAACAUGUUGUCGCUACGGCACGAGAACCUGACAAUGCAAAGGAACUGAACGGAAUCAGCGACAAGCGGUUGAGCGUCGUAAAACUCGAUGUUACUAGCGACGAAUCCAUCAGAAGCGCUUAUAAUGCGGUCGAAAAACUGCUUGGUGAUCGGGGCCUCACAGUCUUAUUGAAUAAUGCUGGUAUAUUUGUGAAGUAUUUCACGAACCAGGAACCAAAUCGUGCUGAUAUCAUUAAGAAUUUUGAUACGAACGCUGCAGGAGUUGCCGUACUCACUCAGGUGUUUCUACCGCUUUUGCGAAAAGCAGCGGCCCAUGCUGCUUCUGACGAGUUUACUACGGAUCGAGCGGCCAUAAUUAACAUCUCUUCUGGAGUAGCCUCAAUCAGUACCAAUACUACUGGAUCGAGCACAACUGGAAUGUUGGCCUACAGAAUGAGCAAGUCUGCACUGAACGCGUUGAUGAAAACAAUGGCAAUUGAUUUGGAGCCGGAGCACAUCCUAAUUACUUCUUUAUGCCCAGGUUGGGUGCAAACGGAAUUGGGUGGCCGGAACGCUCAAAUAACUGUUGAACAAUCCGCAGAAGCAUUAGUGACUUCAUUUGCUAAGUUGAACAAGGAUCAUCAUGGCGGUUUUUUUGAUCCUUCCACUGAUAGAUAUCGAUUUUCGAUGGCCCCGUAUUCGGUGAUGGUGACCGGAGCAAAUCGUGGUAUUGGUCUUGGACUUGUGAAAGAAUUCCUCAGGAACAAGGAAAUUCAACAUGUUAUCGCUACGGCACGAGAACCUGACAAAGCAAAGGUAAUUUAUCUACAUAAAUAUGACAAACGGCUGAGCGUUAUCAAGCUUGAUGUGACAAGUGACGAUUCUAUCACAGACGCUUACAUUGCGGUUGAGAAACUCGUAGGUAAUCGUGGUCUCACCGUAUUAGUGAAUAACGCUGGUAUAUUUGUGAAGUACUGUACGAAUCAGGAACCAAAUCGUUUUGAUAUCAUUAGGAAUUUCGAUACAAACGCGGCGAGUGUCGUUGUGCUUACUCAGGUAUUUUUACCACUUUUGCGAAAGGCAGCCGUCAACAGUGCUUCGGAUGAGUUCUCUAUAGGCCGAUCAGCCAUCAUCAAUAUUUCUUCUAUAUUGGGCUCAAUAAGCGGUCAUAGAACUGGGUUGAGCAGGUUUGGGUUGUUGGCGUAUAGGAUGAGCAAGUCUGCGCUGAACGCGCUGACGAAAACAAUGGCAAUCGAUUUGGAAAAGGAGCACAUUCUCAUCUCCUGUUUCUGCCCAGGAUGGGUGCAAACAGAUAUGGGCGGCCCAGCAGCUCACAUAAAUGUUGAAGAAUCCGCAGAAGCACUAGUUACUUCAUUUGCUAAGUUGAACAAGGAACACCAUGGUGGUUACUUCGGAAGAAAUUUAGAGCCGAUACCUUACUAA